Messenger RNA from Limanda limanda (common dab), 4399 nucleotides. It is a transcript of the gene morc2, whose product is annotated as MORC family CW-type zinc finger 2. The transcript has 28 exons. Gene Ontology annotation, molecular function: zinc ion binding. Bases 255 to 3428 code for a protein of 1057 amino acids. Gene Ontology annotation, cellular component: nucleus. NCBI's taxonomy places the organism in Eukaryota, Metazoa, Chordata, Actinopteri, Pleuronectiformes, Pleuronectidae. The record is from RefSeq and is a predicted model, not a curated record.
GAGGCGGGCUAUGAGGACGGGGAGGAGGAGGAUUCUAUGCGGCCUGGCGGACUGUUUCUGGUCAUGGAGAAGGGAAUGUAACGCUACGAGAUAUUUACUCCCGGUUGGACGCGUUAUUACGACCAUCAGUGGCGGGGAGCCCCCACAAAGGCGCCGUCUCAUGAAAGGAUAAAAGCUCUUGACUAGAACUCGAUUCACCAGGAAGAAGACAAACCGGAACCGAGGAAAGAAGCAGGAAAUCUUUGUGAGUGGCCAUGGCCUACUCCAACUACAGCAACCUGAACAGAGCUCAACUCACCUUCGAGUACCUGCACACUAACUCGACAACCCAUGAGUUCUUAUUUGGAGCCUUGGCGGAGCUUGUCGACAAUUCAAGAGAUGCUGAUGCCACACGAAUAGACAUCUACACAGAAAACAGGCCGGAGCUGCGGGGCGGCUACCUGCUCUGUUUUCUGGAUGAUGGUAUUGGAAUGGACCCCAAUGAGGCAACCCAUGUGAUUCAAUUCGGGAAGUCAAGCAAACGGUCACCUGUGUCCACUCAGAUCGGGCAGUAUGGAAAUGGACUGAAAUCUGGCUCUAUGCGAAUCGGCAAAGACUUCAUUUUGUUCACGAAAAAAGGCAACACGCUGACUUGCCUUUUCCUGUCGAGGACUUUCCAUGAAGAAGAGGGACUGGAUGAGGUGAUAGUGCCCCUCCCUUCCUGGGAUCUAACAACGAAGCAGCCGCUGACCUCUGAUCCGGAGAAGUACGGCAUAGAGACCGACCUGAUCUUUAAAUACUCUCCUUUUAAAAAUGAACAGCAGCUGAUGGAGCAGUUCAACAAAAUAGAAAGCAGCAGUGGCACUCUUGUGAUCAUCUAUAAUCUGAAGCUGAUGGACAACAGAGAACCAGAGCUGGAUGCAGAGACCGAUCACCAAGACAUACUGAUGGCUGGGACGCCUGCUGAAGGAGGGAAGCCGGAGAAGAGGUCCUUCAGGGCCUACGCUGCUGUUUUGUACAUCGACCCACGCAUGAGGAUUUUUAUCCAGGGACACAAAGUCAGGACCAAAAGACUGUCCUGCUGUCUCUAUAAACCAAGGGUUUAUAAAUACUCAUCAACUCGUUUUAAAACUCGUGCUGAGCAAGAAGUAAAGAAAGCUGAUCACCUCGCUAAGAUUGCGGAGGAAAAGGCCAGAGAGGGGGAGAGUAAGCGCAUUGCACUGGAGACCAGAUUAGGAGAGGACCUGUCGAAAGAUUCACGGGCAAUUCUGAGAAAGGUUCAGGAUUCAGCCAUGAUGCUUCGACGUGAUGCUGACAUGAAGAAAAGGAUUCUCGAAGCCAAACAGAAAGCACUAAAGGAGCCCAAGGAGUUGAAUUUUAUAUUUGGUGUAAACAUCGAACUGAGGGACCUGGAUGGGAUGUUUGUGUACAACUGCUCUCGUCUCAUCAAGAUGUACGAGAAGACAGGGCCACAGCUGGAGGGAGGAAUGGCGUGUGGAGGUGUCGUUGGCGUAGUGGAUGUCCCAUAUUUAGUUCUAGAGCCUACGCACAACAAGCAGGACUUUGCAGAUGCUAAGGAAUAUCGACAUUUACUGAAAUCCAUGGGGGAACAUUUAGCUCAGUACUGGAAGGACUCGAAUAUUGCCCAGAAAGGUAUAGUGAAGUUUUGGGAUGAGUUUGGAUAUCUCUCUGCCAGCUGGUCUGCACCGCCUUCCUCAGAGCAAAGAUACAAGAGACGUCGGGCCAUGGAGAUACCACUAACUAUUCAGUGUGAUAAAUGUUUAAAGUGGAGAACGCUGCCAUUCCAGAUGAACGCUGUGGACAAACGAUACCCAGACAGUUGGUUGUGUCUCAUGAACCCUGACGGCGCUCAGGACAGGUGUGAUGCUCCCGAACAGAAACAGAAUGUGCCAUGUGGUAUUCUGAAAAAAGAAAAGCUGACAGUUGAAGGCAAGCAAAAAGAGCUGGCAGAGAAAAUUAAACAGCAGCAGGAUAAACUCGAAGCCUUGCAGAAAACCGGCACCAUCAAGUCUGCAGUUGAUGUGAAAAAGCUACCGAUGGAGGUCAGCAUGAAACCAACAGAGGGCUCCUCUCAGGCAACGAGAUCUUCUGAGAGAUCCACAACACGGCCGCGCUCUCCACCACUCCCGGCUCACCUCAAAAAUGCCCCAAGUACCCCUGUAGCUCGUGCUUCUUCUCAGCGCCCCACCCGGAUAUCUGCUGCUCCUCCAGUGCCACCGAAAGUUGAGUCACCAAGGUCCCGAGUUGCAGGGAAGUCUCCGCCAACUGCUGCAAAGCCUGCAGCAAAAGCUGCAGCAAAGCCUGCACCCAAAGCUACUGCCAAAACACCUCCACCAACCCGCAGCUCAAGGACAUCUGCCAAAGCAUCCUCUGCCAAAGCACGCCCUGCUGGACAACGCAAGAGAAUUAUAGAGCAGGAGGACAGUGAGGAUGAGGAUGAGGAGGAGGAGGAAGAGGAGGAAGAAGAAGAAGAGGAGGCCAGUGAGGAGGAUGAACCACAAACAAAGAAAUCCAAGAUGGCGGCAGCAGCUAAUAACUACGGGAAAGUUGUGGAGAAGACCCCACUUCCCAAACGUGGCAAAGUGGACGAGGUUAAAAUACAGCCCCAAGCUGAGAAGAAAGGGGUGUCUACCCCCACACGGCAGACACCGACCACAUCAACAUCUGCUCCUAAAACCAUUAGCACACAACAGCAUGGUGCUAAAGCCAAGGCAUCUGAGAAGACGCCUCAACCAGAAUCAGAGAACGACAUCAAAAAUCCUCAGAAAGAUAAGGGUCUCCUGGUUGAAGUACGGGUCAGUAAGGAGUGGUACACGGGCAAAGUCAUCGCUGUGGAGACAAAUAAACAGAGUGUUCGUUGGAAAGUGAAGUUUGACUACGUACCUCGAUCCACCCCAAAAGACCGAUGGGUGUUCAAGGGAAGUGAUGAUGUCCGGUUGAUGAGGCCGCCAUCUCCAAACUCUCAGACUCCCGACACCCAACAGGAGACCGACAGGGGGCCGGCACCCAUGGAACCAGACACGACACAGCCAGGAACCAGUCGAGAGGUGACAGACAGCCUGGUCACCAUGUUGAGGACUAUGCUGCGGUACUUUUUCCCUCCAGCUUUCCGGAUUCCAAAGGAUGAUGUCAACACCAUGACUGCUGAUGAGUUGGUGGCUUUUCCUUUGAAAGAAUAUUUCCAGCAGUAUGAAUCUGGUCUCCAGUCAUUGUGUAACUCAUACCAGAGCAGGGCUGAUGCCAGGGCCAAAGCUGUGGAAGAGAAGAGCAACAGCGCGGAGAUCAAACUGAAGGAAGGAGACGAGAAACUCCAGAAACUUCGAACAAACAUUGUAGCACUUCUGCAGAAAGUGCAAGAGGACAUCGACAUAAACACAGAUGACGAGCUCGAUGCAUACAUAGAGGACCUUCUCACUAAGGGUGAUUAAAGAAAAGAGAAAUAUAAGAGAAGAGGACAUGCACAUAAACAGUUUCGCUUCAAUCAUUACUUGUUGACAUGUCCCGGAGAACUCCUGCUCAUGUGCAGAAUUGGUUGUGAAUAUUUAGGGACAUUUUCAUUGUUGAUCCUUACACACAUUGAAUCAGACUGUCAUGACCUUUUUGAUUUUGAUCGUUUCAGUGUUAAGGCAGCACCAGCAUGCUCAUUGAGUUCGGUCAGGGUCUUUGGUGAUACGACAUUGUUGGGUAGCCCUCUGGCUUGUGGUUUUCAUUUUAGUCCUUUUUAUAUACUAUAUACUGCUUAUAUACUGUAUGUUACACUAUGUUUAAGCCAUCGUGUCCUGAUUGACCUUUGAAAUAAGUUGUGUCGGUUAAAUAGAGUUUAUGCUCCAUUUAUAUAGUCAUCUGCAUCAUUCAACUGCAGACUAUAUUAGUUUCUCAUUUUGGUCUAUUGUCAGGUGAGAAUUGGAGGUCACUAAAGAGUUGGGUUUGUAUAGGUUGUGCUCCACAAUACAACCAUUACUUAAAUGUUAACUUUUAUUUUUGUACACUAAAAACACACCAGUGUUGCCCAUCAAACUUCCUCCAUCAUGGUCUGUGUGUCAAGAAAACCAGGUAAAUCUUUUAUGACUGGGUGACGAACCACACCCACCAACAACAUCUACUUACUGGGUUUUAUCAGUAGGAGUAUUCCCUUAAAUCCCCCAUGCAUUCAAGCUAAGACUGUAAGGUGUUUAUUUUGAAGGGGGAAAAGUAUUUUAGUUUAAUGCAAAAGUUGUUGUGUGUUCAUAAUUAAUUAGUGCCUGUGUUCUUUCUUUCCAACAGUUUUUUAACAUGUCAUGGAAAUGUUUUAUUAAACGGUGCAUGCUUUCAGUCUUUUUGUUCUGAUUGGAACAAAUAAUUCUGUAUUUUUGACAAAUCUUUACUUAAAACAAUAAAACUGGUUCAGCAACACCUUUUA